Messenger RNA from Drosophila biarmipes, 948 nucleotides. RefSeq lists its product as uncharacterized. The record is from RefSeq and is a predicted model, not a curated record. Bases 221 to 859 code for a protein of 212 amino acids. Lineage: Eukaryota; Metazoa; Arthropoda; Insecta; Diptera; Drosophilidae. The transcript has a single exon.
AGCAUAUGAUUGCCAUUCCCUUGGAGGUAUUUACAAACAAAACCAUCACUAAUUCUGAGCUUUCCUCUUGAACUUUUGUGUUGUGUUGCGAAAUACAUUUGUAUUUCGAUUGGGCACAAAACAAUCCGUCUACUUAACCAGUGGGUUUCGGCUAUUAAAAUUCAGUAGUAUUUUGGACAAUACACAAAAAAGCGCUCAAAGAACAUAAGAAAUUGUAGUCAUGGAAGCUGAAGCUCCGGAAAAUAAUGGUACACCCUCAUCUGCAAGUGGUUCCAAGACUGAGUCACCAUCGCAAACCCCAGUGCUUAAUAUAUCCGGAAGGGUAAAGCCGAAUUUAAGUGCUCCCCGAAUAAGGGGGAAAAAGAAGAAGGCUCCCAUCCCAGAAGAGCCCAGAGUGAACCCAGGCACCUUUCCAGUGAUCCUGAGCAGGAUCCUACUGAAGAGCGAUGUGCCUCCUGUAGCUCCACCAAAAACCAAUCUGGAGGACCACACGCAGUACCUCUGCUUCCUGUGCCUGGAGAAACCAGCCGCCCGAAAGCGCGCCUAUCACAUGUUCAUAACGACGGAAAAGGAGUUGGGAAAGGACUACGACCACACCAGACGGCUCUACGAGAACCGGAAGGAGUACAAAUACGUCAACAACAUAUCCGUGCAAACGGUCUGUGCUCGAGCGCUGUACCGCCGGGUUCAGAAAAAGUUCACAGAUGUCGAGUGGAACAAGCUGGGCAAUGUGUUUGAGACUGAUAUGAUCGGACACCAGGAUAUCUGGGGUAUUUCCGACCGAGUCUACGCCAUGCGCACCGAGGAACAUGAGAGGCUCUUUAACUACAUCAAGUUCUUACACUCCACGAAGAGCUAAUGACUACCGCUUUUAAUUUUCCACUAGUUUAAUUUGUGAUAUCUUGUGUUACCUCCUUGUAUUAAAUAGCUGCUUCGCACAUACUUAAA